Molecule: messenger RNA, 7009 nt
Organism: Anopheles nili
Lineage: Eukaryota; Metazoa; Arthropoda; Insecta; Diptera; Culicidae
Gene: hlk
Exons: 24
Coding region: 51-5285 (1744 amino acids)
Source: RefSeq, a predicted model, not a curated record
ACGGAGCGGAUCUUGAAUCAGCAAGUCCGCGCAACAUCCCCCAGCACGAGAUGGUUCUGCCGCGAAUCAGGAGUUUAGUUGCACCGUUGUGCUUUCUAUUGGUUGCGAGCAGCUUGCUAGUGAGCGAUGUAGACUGUGCCAAGAAAGCGGCCCCCAGUGCCCCGGCCGCGACCCCUGACGCCACGAUCGAGGAGGUGUCCUCGAAGCAGCUGGAACGGUUACUAGAGGAUAAGGAUUACGUGGCGGUGUACUGGUAUGCCCGAAGUUGUACAACUUGUGACACAGUAUUAGCAGAGCUUGAGCACAUCGACGAUGACACCGAUUCGUUCGGAGUCGACUUUGUGAAAAUUAACGACAAACGACUCGCGAAGCAGUAUGGCAUCACGAAGUUCCCCGCACUCACCUAUUUCAGAGAGAAGGAACCGAUCAUUUACGAGGGCGACCUCAUGGAUGAGGCCGGUGUGCUCGAUUUCCUUACUUCGCUGGAAGCGAUGGAUCUGCCUGACCGGAUCGAGGAGGUCAACGCCAAGAUCCUGUCAAAGAUCAUCGAAGACUCCGACUACGUGGCGGUACUCUUCUACAAGCCGGAGUGCAAGAAAUGCAUCAAGGCGCUGCAGGAGCUGGAAAACAUCGACGAUGAAGCUGACCAGCUCGAUAUCGGUUUCGUGAAGAUCCACGACGAAGACCUGGCCGAGGAGUACAAUCUGGGCCCGCUGCCAAAGCUCGUCUACUACCGCCAUCAGACCCCGAUCGUUUAUGAACAUGAGCUACAGCGAGAAGAGGACGUGCUGGAGUGGCUGGUGGAGAACAAAGCCACCGGUGACGAUGAUGAUGUCAUCGAGGAGGUCAACGCCAAGACGCUCAAAACUCUGAUCCAGAACAUCGACAACCUGGUCGUGCUGUUCUACGACGAUGAGGAUGAAGAUUCGGAAACCGUGUUGGCAGAGCUGGAAAACAUCGACGAUGACUGUGCCAAGCACGGCAUCCAGUUCGUCCGGAUCGACGACCCGAAGGUGUCCAAGGAAUACGGCAUCGAUGAGGUUCCGGCGAUUGUGUACUUUGAGAAGCAGAUCCCGAACGUGUACGAUGACGACCUCACCGACGAGGAACAGAUCUUGGAAUGGUUGCUCUCCCAGCUGGAGAAGGACGAAAUCGAAGAUGUCACCGAUGAAAUGCUGGACAAGCUGAUCAAGGAGGGCAAAUCAAUCGCUGUUUUGUUCUAUGACAACAAUGAUAAGAAAUCCGAAAAAGUCCUGAAUGAGCUGGAGAACAUCGAUGACGAGUGCGAUCAGCUGGGUAUUAACUUUGUCAAGAUGGACGACAUCGAGGAAGCGAAGGACUACGGUGUAACCAAGUUCCCGAAGCUGGUCUACUUCGAGCAGGGUAUCCCGACCGUGUACGAGGGCAGCCUCGAGCAGGAGGAAGAUGUGCUUGAUUGGCUCGAACGUCAGACAAACAGCGACGAAAUUGAGGACGUCACUGAUGAGAUGCUGGAUAUGAUCAUUGAGAAGAUGCAGCACGUUGCAGUGUUGUUCUACGACAAGGAUUCCAAAACGUCCCAGAAAGUGCUGGCCGAGCUGGAGAACAUUGAUGAUGAGUGUGAUCAGAAUGACAUUGCAUUCGUCAAGAUCGAUGACGAUAACGAGGCCAAGGAAUGGGGUAUUGAAGAGCUGCCCACCAUGAUCCUGUUUGAGCGCGGUAUUCCCCACAUCUACGAGGGUGACUUGCUGAAGGAAGAGGAACUGCUCGGAUGGUUGGUGCACCAGAAACGCCACUCGGAAAUUCCAGAAAUCACCGACGAAAUGAAGGACAAACUGAUGCAGAUGUACGAUCAUGUUGCCAUUAUUUUCUACGACAAAGACGACAAGCAGGAUAUCCGUGUGUUAAAUGAACUGGAAAACAUUGACGACGAGUUGGAAAAAGAAGAAAUUGUCAUUGCGCGUCUUGAUAACGCCGAGGAAGCACGUGAAUAUGGGCUCGAUCAUCUGCCCGCGUUGGUCUACUUUGAGAACGAGAUUCCCGCCAUUUACGAAGGCGAUCUCAUGAACGAGGAGGAAGUCUUGGAAUGGCUCAAGCUGCAGAAAUACUCGGCCACCAUCGAAGAGGUGACGGAUGAGAUCUUGCAGGAUCUAAUUGAAGACCACGAGUACGUGUGCGUGUACUUCAGCGGUGCAUGCGAAGAGGGUGAAAAGUGUGACAAAAUUCUGGAUGAUCUCGAAAACAUCGACGAUGAACUGGAUGAGGCCGGUAUCAUCUUUGUUACCACUGAAGAUAUGGUCACUGCCAAGAAAUAUAACAUUAAGAAUCUGCCAUCACUGGUAUUCUUCCGUAACAAGGACCCACUGAUCUACUCAGGUGAUUUGCACGACGAGGACGAAGUGCUGUCGUGGUUGACCGACGAAGAAACCCUCGAAAUUCCCGGCAAAAUUGAGGAAGUCAACAUCAAGAUGCUAGAGAAGAUCCUGUCCGAAAACGAACACAUCGUUGUUUUCUUCUAUCACGAUGAUGACAAAAAGGCCCAGAAGAUCAUUGCCGAGCUGGAGAACAUUGACGACGAGUGUGAAGAAAAGGAUAUCGAUUUUGUUAAGACCUCGGAUGAUGAAAUCGACAAAGAGUACGAUCUGGAAACACUGCCCGCUCUCGUCUUCUAUCGCAACAAGUUCCGCACGAUCUACACCGGCGAUAUGAUGAAGGAGGAAGACAUCCUAGAAUGGGUGCUGCAGCAGUACAACACCAAGCCCGAAAUUAUCGAAUCUGUCGAUCGCAAAACCCUGCAAGUGUUGGUCAAUGAAGUUGAACACCUGGCAGUACUGUUCUACGAUGACGACUGCGAGACCUGCCCCAAGAUCCUCGAGAAGUUGGAAACCAUCGACGACGACACGGACAAGCACCACAUCCAGUUUGUAAAGGCUAACGACGAGAAGUUGGCUCACGAGAUCGGAAUCUUUUCAUUCCCAGCGCUUGUUUACUACGAAACUGGCGUCCCGAUUAUGUACGAUGGUGAUCUGCUCAACGAAUACGACGUCCUGGAUUGGAUGCACGGACAGAAGACGGAUGAGAGCAUCCAGGAGGUGGAACGAGACGAACUUUUCAGCCUCAUCGACUCCAAAGACUUCCUUGGGGUAGUUUUCUAUGUGGAAGACGAUCCUGAUACGCCGAAGAUUCUGCGCCACAUCGAGCUGAUCGACGACGAGGCGGCCGACUACGGUAUCGUGUUGGUCAAGAGCAGCGAUCGGUUGAUGGCGAAGAAGUUCGGCUUCCGUAACCCACCCGGCGUUACCUACUUCCGCAAGGGCAAAUCGAUCAACUACGACGGUGACAUCGACGACGAGGAGGAGCUGCUCGAUUGGCUCACCGAUCCCCACAACAUGGAAAUGACCGACCACAUUGAGAAGGUAAACCGAAAGAUGUUCCACAAGAUCCGCCAGGCGUCCGACUAUUUGGCCGUGUUCUUCUAUAGCGACGACUGCAAGCAGUGCCCGCGAGUCUUGGCCGAAAUCGAGCACAUCGACGACGAAGCCGACGGUGCCGGUAUCAACUUCGUCAAGAUCGACGACAAGCAGAUGGCCAAAGAGCUCGGUGUGUACGCGCUACCCGGUAUCGUCUUCUUCAAGCUGUCAUCCAAGGAGCCUGUCAUCUACGCAGGUGAUCUCAAUGAUGAAGAUGAAAUCCUGAACUGGUUAAUGACGCAGAAGAACCCCGGCGGUGACAUCAUCGAGGACUUGGACGGACCGAAAUUGCUGAGUCUGAUCGAAGAUUCCAACGCCCUGGCUGUAUACUUCUACACGGACGACUGCGACCAGUGCUCGGGAGUGCUGGAAUCGCUGGAAAACAUCGAUGACGACUGUGAUCGCCAUGGUAUCAUGUUCGUCAAAACGGAUGAUCUCUCGAUCGCGGAACAGUACGGCAUCUCCGAAUACCCGGUGCUGGUGUACUUCGAGGACAACGUCCCAAAUGUGUUCGAAGGUUCGUUGGAUGAAGAAGAAGAGGUUCUGCAGUGGUUGAUCACGCAAAAGACCGAGGAUCGCAUUGAGCUGAUCACGCGCGUCAUGCUGGAAUCGAUGGUGGACGAAACGCAGUACUUGGCCGUGUACUUCUACAAAACCAAAUCACCCUCGUACUGCCGAAGUUUUUGUUCCGCGGAAAACAUACGGGGAGGCGCUUUCACUCCCCCAGAAUCCACACAUGAUGGAGCACACCGAUUCCUUGGCCAUUCUUGUGAAUGCAUCGUUGUUAACUUACCGUGUUCUUCUUCCUAUUCGACAGACAAGAUCAAUUGCAACAUCUGCGAUCAGAUCCUCGAGGGGCUCGAGGUGAUCGACGACGAGCUGGACGUGUUUGGCAUCCACAUGGUGAAGAUCCAGGACCCCCAGCUGGCAAAACGCUAUUCCAUCAAGACAUUCCCGGCUCUCGUGUACUUCCGCAAUGGCAACCCGCUUAUCUACGAGGGUGACCUGCAGAACGAACAGUCCGUGCUGGAGUGGCUGGUGGACGAUGAUAACCGUGAGCUGGCGGACGAGAUCGAGGAAGUUAACGAGCGUAUGUUGGAUCGUCUUAUGGAGCAAUCGCCACUGCUGUGCGUGUUCUACUAUGACGAGGACUGCUCGGAGUGUGACGACAUCCUUGAGGAGCUGGAACUGAUCGACGGUGAGGUCGACCUCUAUGGAAUCGACUUCGUGAAGGUGGCCAGUCUGGAUGCGGCACACAAGUACGGCGUUACGACGAUACCGUCGCUGGUGUACUACCGCAAGCAGAUCCCGAUGCUGUACGACGGUGACAUGCACGAUCACGAGCGCGUCAUGAACUGGCUGACGUCGCAGGACGUGUUCGAGAUCAAGAACGAGAUCGAGGAGGUCAACCGGAAGAUGCUGAACAAGCUGCUUGACGAGAACGAGUUCAUAGCCGUGUAUUUCUUUGAGGAGGAUCACGAAGAAAGUGAGGCGGUACUAGAGAAGCUGGAGCUGAUCGAUAGCGAGACGGACAACCUGGACAUCACGUUCGUGAAGAUGGGUGACCCACGGUACGCGCGCAAGUGGGGUGUCACGAAGCUACCCGCAAUCGUCUACUUCCGGAAGCGCUUCCCCAGCAUCUACCGAGGCGACAUGUACGACGAACAGGACGUGCUCGAGUGGUUGCGCAAGAACCGGUUCCGCCAGCCGGAGCUGAACAUCUUCAUGUACGCGUUGAUCGCGCUCGGACUUGGUUUCAUCAUCUAUACUGCAUUUUUGCUACAGUGCUUCAAACCUGCCCCACCCGCACCCGUGCCCCAUCCAAAACAGAACUAAAUUUGGGGACUGGAAAAUUUGCAAAAUCAUCCCUCCUUCCCGGGGUGGGGCACUAACCCUUCCGAGCGGGUUUGAGGCGCCUCAGUCCUAGGGCGAGGCAAACAGAUCCACAUUCUACCGAUUGUUUUGAAGAGUGGGGCAAGGAGAUUAACCGCAUCAAAGGCGAAUAGAGAAAAAGAGUCAAAGAGAGAUAGAGAAAGAUAAAAAUAAUUAAAAGUUAAAUGAUGAGAGAGUGAGAGACAUACUAUUUUUUUGUUUGUAAUUUUCCUCCCCACCCCUUGUUCCACGGUCUACGAAAAACUGUCCUACCACUGCGUUGUUAAAGCAUUGCGUAUCCCCGUCACUGAACGGACGCGUGUAAAAUUUCAAUUUUGUUUUGAAAAGUAAGCGACAGGAAGGUUGAGAAUCUAGGCCGCUAAAGAAGAGAAAUAAACUAAUUCGAUAAAUACACACCUUCCGCUGUGAUGAUGAUGAUGAUGAUAAUAAUGACUAUGAUGGAGUGCCCCCGAGUAACGAACAUUGCGACAUAUUUCUCUCAGAGCUCAAAACUGAGAACUAGCAAAAAAUAGCAGAAGAAUAAGCCGAAACGUCGGUCCCCAUUUAAGAUGUAUAAAAAAGGAGGCAAGUCAAAGCUUAGUUUAGAAAAAGGUAAAAAAUAGAAAGCAAAAACGAUAACCUCCCAAACAGACACUAUCAUUAAAACACACGAAAACGAUAAACGGCUGUCCCGGUUGGAAAAUCUCCAUUUGCAUUUUUCUUCUCGUGUUAGUGUCAUGUUACGUUCUUUCAAUUUUGUUUUCAAGCAACCAACACUCGGUGAACUAACGAUCAGGCUAGCGUAGAGCUACCUAGAACACAGCCAAUAGAAUAAACCUUCCUUCCCGAUGAGGAGGAAGUAAAACAACAUAUCCGCAACACGCGCAAACGGACGUGCUUCAGAGUGUCCCGUGUCUCGAUUGGACAAACCCCCGUAACCGGUGGGAUGUGCUGCCAUUUUUGCUGCCAGCAAAAAGGCUCCCGUUCACUCCCACCUUGCCCUCCUGCUGAAAUACCACGAUUACGGUAGCGAUAAGGGGCGAAGAAAACGAAAAGACAACGAAACGAAUAUGCCGACUACGAGACGGAACGAUCGACAGAUGCCAUUUUGUUUUGUCUUUUUUGAUAUAGUGCAACCACUUCUGACAAGCUAGAUCCUGUAGGUUGUGUGCUGUUUUGUUCGCUUUUCCUUUCCCACUUUGGUUGGGGCUACUUUUGUGGGGUCAAUGCAACUUUUUCUCUUUUUUUUACUCACCUUUCAUUUUCCAGUGCGACACGGAAGAAAUGCAUUACCCUUUCGUUUCUCCCUCGUGCUGUUGCUUCUCUACAUCUCUCGGUCCGUUCCAAUUCUCAUCUAGCAACCAACGAAAUCUCCGUUGGUAGGAGCUCUUGAACGAUUUAAAGCAAUAGCAGCAAGGAUCUUAGUUGUGGCGUGCCCAUUUUUUUACUUCGUGAACUUCCUUCUCGAUUCUCCGCUGUAAGAUGUUCUAUUCUACUAUGUAAACGUAGCUAGGUUCUAUAUAAUCAAGCCAUGAGGUUGAAGGACGAAUAAAACAAAAAAAAACAAUACAUACAAGAAACAAACAAUACAAACAACAAUGUAACGUAAAUGUUAAACGAACAUUAUCCCUCACGCAAAUGCUGUAAAUAAAACGAGCUUCCAGCUGGCAGCGACUGAACAAGGCGAA